Apodemus sylvaticus (European woodmouse) is the source of this 2086-nucleotide messenger RNA. RefSeq names its product outer dynein arm docking complex subunit 4 (gene Odad4). The transcript is spliced from 12 exons. NCBI's taxonomy places the organism in Eukaryota, Metazoa, Chordata, Mammalia, Rodentia, Muridae. Bases 16 to 1938 code for a protein of 640 amino acids. Gene Ontology annotation, molecular function: protein binding. The record is from RefSeq and is a predicted model, not a curated record. Gene Ontology annotation, cellular component: cytoplasm.
AAAAGUCGGGUGACCAUGUCAGACGGCGAAGCUGAUACCUUGAGAAGCACCUUUCCCUCUUACAUGGCAGAGGGCGAGAGGCUUUAUCUAUGCGGGGAGUUCUCUAAGGCCAUUCAAAGCUUUACCAACGCUCUUCACCUUCAAAGCGGAGAUAAGAAUUGCCUGGUUGCCCGCUCCAAGUGCUACCUGAAGAUGGGAGACUUAGAGAAAUCCUUGAAUGACGCUGAAGCCUCACUUCAGAAUGACCCGACUUUCUGCAAGGGGAUCUUACAGAAGGCUGAGACGCUGUACACCAUGGGAGACUUUGAGUUUGCCCUCGUGUUCUAUCAUCGAGGCUACAAACUGAGACCUGAUCGGGAAUUCAAAGUAGGAAUUCAGAAAGCCCAGGAAGCCAUCAACAACUCCGUGGGAAGUCCUUCUUCAAUUAAGCUGGAGAACAAAGGAGACCUCUCCUUCUUAAGCAAGCAAGCAGAGAGUAAGAAAGCCCAACAGAAGCAUCUACCUGUAAAGCACCUCUCUUACAACACCAAGCAUGAAAUCAAGCGGAAGGGCUCGCUCAAGAGCGAGAAGACAGUUCGGCAGCUGCUCGGGGAACUGUAUGUGGACAAGGAGUAUCUAGAGAAGCUUCUUCUGGAUGAAGAUCUCAUCAAAGGCACCAUCAAGAGUGGCCUGACCGUGGAGGACCUCAUCAUGACUGGUAUCAACUACCUGGACACCCGCAGCAACUUCUGGAGGCAGCAGAAGCCCAUCUAUGCCCGGGAGCGAGACCGGAAGCUGAUGCAAGAGAAGUGGCUGAGGGACCGGAAACGCAGCCCCUCGCAGACAGCCCACUACAUCCUCAAGAGCCUAGAGGACAUUGACAUGUUGUUGACCAGCGGCAGUGCCGAUGGGAGCCUCCAAAAAGCUGAGAAAGUACUGAAGAAGGUUCUAGAAUGGAACCAAGACGAGGUACCCAACAAGGAUGAACUGGUCGGGAACUUGUACAGCUGCAUAGGCAACGCCCAGAUUGAGAUGGGGCAGAUGGUGGCUGCCUUGCAGAGUCACAGAAAGGACCUGGAGAUCGCCAAGGAACAUGACCUUCCAGAUGCAAAAUCGAGAGCCCUUGACAAUAUUGGCAGAGUUUUUGCCAGAGUUGGGAAAUUCCAGCAAGCCAUUGACACGUGGGAGGAGAAGAUCCCUCUGGCCAAAACCACCCUGGAGAAGACCUGGCUCUUCCAUGAGAUUGGCCGCUGUUACUUGGAGCUGGACCAGGCGUGGCAGGCCCAGAGUUACGGUGAAAAGUCUCAGCAGUACGCCGAGGAGGAAGGGGACCUCGAGUGGCAGCUGAACGCCAGUGUUCUGGUGGCCCAAGCCCAAGUGAAGCUGAGAGACUUCGAGUCGGCUGUGAAUAACUUUGAGAAGGCCCUGGAGCGUGCCAAGCUGGUCCACAACAACGAGGCGCAGCAGGCUAUCAUCAGCGCCUUGGACGACGCCAAUAAGGGUAUCAUCGAAGAACUUAAGAAAACAAACUACAGGGAGAUCCUCAGGGAAAAGGCAGAGAAACAGGACAUCACUUCACAGAUGGACCUGCAGGGAGCAUCGGAGAAGGAGCCUCGGCGAGGAGGCCGAGACGAUGAGAAGGUGGUGAGACAGUGGGAGAAGGAUCUAGAGAGUGAGAGAGACGCCACGGACGAGGACGAGGGCUCAAAGCAGAGGCUGAGGAUGGAGGAGCAGGACAGGAAAGGCUCGGGAGGACUGGGCAGAAAACUGUUGGGAGACAGUCAGCCGUCCGUGCAAGGGAUGAGGAGAGAGUCCAGGGAAAUCUACAGAAGGAUCUCGGACGACUCCACCCACCCACCCUCAGAGGACCAGAAGAAAUCAGCAGAAGCAGCCAAGGGGGAGGUUCAAAAGUUGGAGAAAACAAAAGAAGAAGAGGAACCAAAAGCCCGAGCAACUUAACACUCAGCCGGCUUAGUAGGCAGGAGGCUCAGGCGGACAGUGGGUCCAGGUGAGAAGCUCUGGGUAGGAAACGCUGGGAGACUGACUCCUACAGACCACCUCCAUGCGCCCUUGGUUCCCCAUUAAAUGUGCGUCUUUAAUUUUUACA